Molecule: messenger RNA, 3374 nt
Organism: Cuscuta epithymum
Lineage: Eukaryota; Viridiplantae; Streptophyta; Magnoliopsida; Solanales; Convolvulaceae
Source: the annotation of a GenBank genome assembly
GUCCCGAAUGCCACGAAGCACACCAUGAACAGCAAUUUGGGAAGGAAAUUUUGUCCAUUUGCUCAUCAUCUUAUUUUUCACGGUGAUGAAGGAAUGAAGUAAAGUAAGAAUUCAAUCGUGGCGACAAAGAACAUCAUCUUUCAUAAUCAGGAACUUUUUCCUCGGAACAUAUAUUCACGAUCAAAACCGCUUGUCUCGCUAAGACUAUUCUCAUUGUUCGUCGUAUGUGAUCGGAAUCGGAGACUGGGUGUCCCUUAGUUAUUAUCGCCGGAGCAUUUUUGCGGUGUUCCAAAGGUUGUAGCUUUUGGGCAUUCAUGGGUGAUCUUAGAGAGCCCGUCGCGGUGGAACGGAGACCGGUCCCGCGAAUACUAUCACUGUCGCCGACGGCGAACCCGGACUCGUUUUCAAUAGGGCAGGAGCGUUGGACCGCGGCGGAGAAAGUCUCCCAAGGCAUCCUUCACAAGGUACAACCAACAGCCGUGUCUGAGGAGCGGAGAAGGGCGGUCAUCGAUUAUGUCCAGAGGUUGGUCCGAGGAUCCCUUGGCUGUGAGGUAUUCCCUUAUGGAUCUGUGCCGCUAAGAACCUAUCUUCCGGAUGGUGACAUUGACUUGACUGCCUUUGGUGGUCCGAUGAUGGAGGAUGCAUUGGCUAAUGAUUUGGUAUCACUUCUUGAAGAAGAAGGGAAAAAUAAGAGUGCAGAGUUCAUAGUAAAAGAUGUGCAACUCAUUCGUGCUGAGGUCAAGCUUGUGAAAUGUAUCAUACAAAAUAUUGUUGUUGACAUUUCCUUCAAUCAGAUAGGUGGUCUAUGCACCCUGUGCUUUCUGGAACAGGUUGAUCAUCUCAUUGGCAAAGAUCAUCUUUUUAAGCGCAGUAUCAUAUUAAUCAAGGCGUGGUGCUAUUAUGAAAGUCGUAUUCUUGGUGCUUAUCACGGCUUGAUAUCUACUUAUGCUUUGGAGACUCUUGUUUUGUACAUCUUUCAUCUGUUCCACUCCACACUAGAUGGACCUUUAGCAGUUCUAUACAGAUUUUUGGAAUACUUUAGCAAGUUUGAAUGGGAGAAGUAUUGUAUUAGCUUAAGUGGUCCAGUCCUCAUAUCAUCUUUGCCGGAAAUUGUGGCCGAGGCACCUGAAAAUGAUGGCAGUGAUUUACUGCUCAGCAGUGAUUUUCUUGUAUAUUCUGCCGUAAAAUUUUCAGUUCCCUCUAGAGGCGUUGACACGAAUUCUCGAACUUUUGCACUUAAGCAUCUUAACAUAGUUGAUCCUCUAAAAGAAAAUAAUAAUCUUGGACGCAGUGUCAGCAAAGGAAAUUUCUUUCGAAUACGGAGUGCUUUUGCAUAUGGUGCUAGGAAGCUUGGGAGAAUACUUCUGCAGUCAGAUUAUAAAAAUAUUGUUGAUGAACUUUGUAAAUUUUUUUCAAACACAUUGGACCGGCAUGGGAGUGGAAAGAGGCCGGAUGUUCGGGAUUUUACUCCUCCACAAAGUGCCUCCAAUGUUGUCUCCCAUACAUAUGCUGCUUUGGAUAUCAAUUCAUCUCAAGUUGAGAAGAUCAAUUAUAGACUAAAAUCCUGUGACCUGACAAGCACUAGCAGAGAUAGAGAUCAAGAGUGCACCAUAGAUGCAUACAAAUCCAAGCAUGCUUCGGUGACUGAUUGGUGUAUAGCAGGGGAUGUAUUGGACCAUCGUCUGCUUGGAGAUGCAAUGGAACUUGCCAGCUCAAUACAUGAAGACCUUAAUUAUUCAAACCAUUUGCACACAUCUUGUCCUAUUUACCCACCUCAUGUCCACCUUAAUAGAUCCACAAGCAAUGGGGAUGUCAAAUGGGGGAACUCAGAUGGAAAGCAUAAAGGCUAUUUUUCUGGGUUAAGCUUAAAACAAAGCUCCAAUGACGGAAAGGGCUUGGAGAAGAAUCUUUCAAUCAAUAAUCAUGACUUUUUUAUUCCCUCUGUAAUAAAAGAUGCUCCUUUGGUCACCAAAACACCUGGUUCCUCUAAUGGCUCACAUCACAUGGAACAAGACUGGCCUAAAACAAUUAAUGGUGCAAGUAUGCAGUCUUUGCAUUCAUUGCUGGAUCUUAGUGGCGACUUCAACUAUUAUUUCAACUGUCUGCAAUAUGGCAGAUGGUGUCAUGAGUACACUUCAAACAUACUAACUUUCCCUGCUCCUACGUCACCAUCAUCUUCACUGUACGUUACAUAUUCAUGGGAUUCAGUUCAGCAGCCAAUACAGGUCAAAAGGAAUGGCUUUCUCCAUGGGAGUGUCAACAGUAUUAUUCCUAGUCAAGCCUUCUAUACAGUGAACCCUCUGUCAGUACCCAGUCUGGCUUUUGGCUUAGAAGAGAUUCCAAAACCACGGGGAACUGGAACUUACUUUCCGAGCAUGAGUCAAUCUCCCAAAGGUUAUAGAUCAUCUUCAUCUUGGAAGGGAAGGAGUCAACCCACGACAAGGUCUCCUCGGAACACAAAUGGAAGGAAUGCACAGCCAUUUACCGAGACAUCUACACAUGAGAGAAGCAGCCAUGAACAACCACCACAACCAGAAUCGCCACAUGCUGCUUCUGAUCAAAGUGUUAUAAAUCAGUCAGCUUCACCUCGUGGCAGCGGGGCACACCCUAGUGUCAAUAAGAUUGACCUAGUGUCCCACUCUGAGGGAGCUACAACUGGUUUUGGGUCAGUUGAGGAUAUUCCAGCAAGGGCUUUCUCGUUAGAACAAAGCCGGCAAAGAAGGCAUUCCCAUACACCACCUUUACAACAUCCCACUCCAUCUUCUCCUACUUUGAGGUCAAAUCUAUCAAAACCAACCUCUAGUCGGGAUCAUGGUGGUAAUAGUGUAUAACACACUAAUAUCUGUAAUUUAUUUCUCCGCCUUUUCCCUUUUCGUGUGUGUAUGUAAGAAAGAGCAUUCUUACUGCAAGAAGCUUCCAGGGUUUAACCGGACCUUCCCACGACCCUGCGAUACUUUAUACGAGUCAUUCCUUAAGGUACGACGUGCCUUGUAUGGUUUUCUUGGUUUAGACUGAAGGGCUCCUGUUGGUCGGCGUACCAGGAACACCCUUCAAAUAUCGGACCUUGUAAGUAGGGAGGGGUUUAUAGGUCUUUUGCUAACUAAAGAAAUCUUGAGCCCGUGAAUUUCUCAGUGGCUCCUACAGUGUUUGUAAUUUGUAAUCAAAGGAUUCCUGUAACAUUUAGAACUAAUUAAUCUUCACCAGCUUCAGUGCAAUUGGUUCAUGUAAGGCCUUGUCUAACGUUGAAUAAUCUCUUACUCUGCAAAGUCCACUGUCCCUUGCAUUGAACCUAAGGUAUUUUGUUAAGGUAGUGUAUAUCACAAUGCUGCAAUUAUUAUAAUAUUCACAAGAGGGAAAUGAUAUUAAGAUCAUUG